Messenger RNA from Knipowitschia caucasica, 1113 nucleotides. The record is from the annotation of a GenBank genome assembly. NCBI's taxonomy places the organism in Eukaryota, Metazoa, Chordata, Actinopteri, Gobiiformes, Gobiidae.
AUGACGAUCCAGAAUUUCUCUAUCGAAUAUGAUGCCAUCAACAGCAAGAACAUCUUUUCAACUGGGGACAACAUCAAUGGAAGAAUUGUUCUAGAAGUAUCGAAGGAGAUUCAGGUCCAAGCCCUGAUUUUCAGAGCACAGGGACAGGCCAACGUCUGCUGGCAUGAACAACAUGGACAGAACGUGCACAUGGUCUACACUUCAAAAGAAAAGUACUACAAUGUGGAGCAUCACAUCCUGCCAACCAGGCCAUAUGGCACUGAUGUGAUUGGCCCAGGGAAACAUGUGUAUCCCUUUUCUUUCAAGAUUCCUGAAAGUAACUUCCCAUCAACGUUUAAAUCCUCGGUUGGUAAAAUCGUGCACAAGUUGAAGGCAGAGCUGAAGCAGUCCAUGAAGAUGACAAAAAUGGCCAAAACGCACAUCACAUUUGUCUCCCCAGCUGACAUGAAUAUCCCUGGACUUCUGGAACCUCAGCAUGGAUCUAGAGAUAAAACCAUCAGUGCUUUUGGAUCCGGAACUGUGGCCAUGGACGUCAACAUAGAGAGGCUGGGGUAUUGGCAAGGUGAAGCUCUAAAAGUUACUGUUGAAAUCCAAAACCAGUCGUCCCGAGUGGUGAAGCCAAAACUGAUCUUUUAUAAAAAGAAGAGUCAUUUCGCCCAGGGUAAAAGGAGAAUGAACACGUCCGACAUUUUAAAGGAAAAGUGUGACCCGGUGGAGUCUGGCUGUAGCAAAACUGUGAGAAAAACCAUCACCAUCCCACAGGAACUGCCCCCGUCUAUACUGAACUGCAGCAUCAUCAGGCUGGAGUACCGGCUCAAGAUCCUACUGGACAUCAAAUAUGCGAGUAACCCUGAGAUUAAAUUACCCAUAGUUGUUUUACCUGAAAAAAGCAGCCACACAGCAACUUCAAAAAAAUCAAAGGAAUAUGAGACUUUGGCCCAACCCACUUCAGGCACAGCGAGCUCCCUCAGCCAGGCCCCGGCUGGGCAUGCCCAGGGCCCGGUGCGGUACCCUCCAGCUGCUGCCUCAGCCUCAGACGACCCUCCUCCCUAUGAUGCAUACGCCCUGUACCCAUCCUACUCCCACGUGGACCGUCACAGCAGCCAUUUGUAG